Messenger RNA from Spizellomyces punctatus DAOM BR117, 1494 nucleotides. RefSeq lists its product as uncharacterized. The coding region runs from base 136 to 1338 and encodes 400 amino acids. The record is from RefSeq and is a predicted model, not a curated record. The transcript is spliced from 6 exons. NCBI's taxonomy places the organism in Eukaryota, Fungi, Chytridiomycota, Chytridiomycetes, Spizellomycetales, Spizellomycetaceae.
CCGACGAGCCUUCCUCAUUUUCGCUCAUUUCAAACGCUUGCUUUCCUUACGCAUCUUGUCCAUUUCCCAAUAAUCUCCACACCCGGUCUUUUGGGUGGAUUCACUCUCUUAAAGACCAAGUUUGCCUCAUACAAGAUGCGAAUAGCACCAUCAGACACCUCAUGGGCAUUUUGUCCUGGGUCGCUGCCCUUUCUCCUUCUGGUUCUCAUACUUUUGCAGACUUUUUCUUUGAGCCAUGCUAUUACUGAUGAUGAACGGCUUUCUGAAACCGAAACCGCUCGUCUGGAGGCUGAAACCCUUUCUUUUACCACUACUCUCAACCUUUCGGCUGCCGAUCGUGCUGCCAUUCUCGAAAAGUAUGCGCCAAUAGUUUAUUUACACCCACGCGAUAGAUGGAGACCCGCCGAUCCAGCAAAGAUUUUUGAGGCCUCGAAGCUUGCGGAGGAUAACAGAACUCUGGUAAUACCAGAACACAUGUUGCAUGGAGACGAAGUCGAAGAGGGAGGGACGAUGCGGGCAAAGGUUGUUGGCCAAGUAGUGCAGGAUGGUCCCGGAAAGAAGACAUAUUUGCAGUACUGGUUUUUCUAUCCUGUCAAUGGCUGUCAAGGCUUCCGGAUAGGAAUAUGGAGUGGUCUAAAGUCCUUUGUGAGCGAAAGAGCCGAGAAUUUUGAAUGGUGUGGGAUGGCAUUUCACAAUGGAGACUGGGAGCAUAUCACUGUGCAGCUGUCCAGCGUCUGGGCGGGCGGCUCGGUCGACACUGCACCACCGGUGGAAGCCAUUGCCUUUUCCCAACACUCUGGAUCCCAAUGGCUCCCGGCCUCAGCUGUGAAGUUCACCGCUACACAUCCACAUGUCUACUCCGCGCUACACUCACACGCAAAUUAUGCUGUGGAAGGAACACAUAAGAACAUUGAUGACACAUUUGCCUUCGUCUCGCGGAUAUCCCCACUCUUGACGCUCGGCUCGGUGCAAUGGAUACAAAUUGCAGACGUUGCCGAUCUUCAGUCGGAUCUGUUCACAUACGAUGAGCCUCUGGGCCGAAGGUUUCAACGAUUCAUCGUUUGGAAAACUUGGGAGGAUGGGGUGUGGGAUUUUACAGAUAGAGGUGAUCAUGGUGACUGGGCAAGAUUCUCGGGAUAUUGGGGUUUACCGGUGGACCAAACCGAAAUUAUUUUGCCUCCAUUGGGAGUGACGGCCGGGACCCAGCUACUAUCUGCUACGGUGGGCGCAAAGCAUAUGGGCUUGUUGCGCAAGUUUGUUCACAAAUUUGAGCAGGCCCCUAAAGGCCCGCGGCAACAUCGAACAUGGUAUACGCUCGAUAGUCCAUCCUUUAUAUAAUGUGCGCAUGCUCACGGACCUGCGUUACUCCUAUUACAUUCUUCGUAUAAUGUGUGUGUGGAAGCAAUGUCCUAUGUAUAUAUAUUUUAGCAACCACGAUGUAAUGAUUGUGCACAAACAAAAUCCAAUUGGAGAAAUAAAGUAACUUUCGCAUGA